ACAGAAUUGUUAGCAAAGCAGCAUCAAUUUUACAUACUUUGAAACUGUUCUUCUGAAAACUCCAAGGAAUUCUGCAACAGGAAGGACCCAAGUAAAAAACUGUAUGCUGAGAUGAGUCGGAAUAAAGAGAGAGGCUAUUGUGAAGGAAAAUAAGCAACCCUCAGAAGCUCUUGACUCCCCAACCUCUUCUAACAGCAAGCUGGAUGAAAUGGCGGAUGGCACACAGCAUCCAUCUUUGCAGAAUUAUUCAAUGCUGCAUGGCUUGGUGGGGCCAGCCUGCAUCUUCUUGCGCCAGAGCAUCGCCAUCUCAUUGAUCGACCGAAAGCUGCGAACAGAAGAAAUUGAAGAGCUCAAGGAGGCUUUUCGGGAGUUUGACAAAGAUCGUGAUGGCUACAUCAGUUAUAAGGACUUGGGAGAAUGUAUGCGAACUAUGGGCUACAUGCCUACUGAAAUGGAACUCAUAGAAUUAUCUCAACAAAUUACUGGAGGAAAAGUGGAUUUUGAUGACUUUGUGGAACUGAUGGGACCUAAGCUGUUGGCGGAGACAGCAGACAUGAUUGGGGUUAAAGAGCUGCGGGAUGCUUUCAGAGAGUUUGAUACAAAUGGCGAUGGCCAGAUCAGCACAGCUGAACUACGGGAAGCAAUGCAUAAGCUCCUAGGGCAACAGUUGAACUACCAAGAGAUGGAGGAGAUUCUCCAGGAUGUUGAUUUGAAUGGGGAUGGUCUUGUGGACUUUGAAGAGUUUGUACGGAUGAUGUCUCGUUGAGAAAAACAAGCAGCAAAGUAAGAAUGAAGUGCCUUGAGAAGGACAACUGCCAUAUAUUCCAGCUUCAAUCAGUCCAGCCAUUAGGCAGCAAAGAAUUUCCCACAUAUCUUGUGUUUUCUGCCUGGAACCAAGCAGCUAUUCCUAAAAUCCAGAGAGUUCAGCCAGCUUCAGCACUUUUAAAGAUGUUGUGGACAUUAACCAGAGGAAUACCAGAUUGCUGUAUUAAACGUGGCCAUGAACAUUAACUCCAACUUCCCAUAGAUUUCAGAUGCCAUGUAAUGCUGAACUUCCACUUUGUUCAUUCCAAGCAGGCUUAACUAACAAAUUAUUCUGUGUAUAUUUGUGAAAAUAUUCCAAAUACCUCUAUUCUACUAUAAGAAGGCCUGUUUCCCUUUAUUUGUUCCUCCUCUAACAGCUGUUUUCUGUUUCAAAAUAUAUUUUGCUUUCCACCGUGGCAUAAAUAAUAUUUCCUUAUUUCUGAUAUGCCAUAUAAAGUCAUAAACUCUUAGAAAUGAAGGCAAAUAUACAUGUUCCAGGAUAACAAUGUGAAAUCGAAUUCGGGUUGGUCACCAGAACCAGAGAUUUACUGAAGUAAAGAGUAAAUCUCUGGUCCCGUUGACUGACCCAAAUUCGAUUUUGUGCCAUAAACUCUGCUUCCUAAGCAGGAUAGAAAUGCAAAGGGGUUGACUUAUGGCCCCAAGGACCUAGACAGGCAGCUGGUUAUUCUUAAAUCAGUUUUAAUGUCUGAAGAAAACUGAUGAUACAAAAAUAUUGAUUAAGUCCACAGGAAAUAGCAUCUGUGAUCCAGAGAUGUAUCUGUUUUGAUGGAGCUGGAAUGCUAAAGGAUAUAACUACAAUACUGCUUCUUUUUGUCUAAUUCCAGGACAUAUGUCUUCCAUGCACUCCAUGAAAACAUAUGCUUUGUAGAUCACCCUCUUACCAUGCCAGAGUACAUGACAUAAAACAAUGGAUAAGUCACAGGAGGACCAAUUCUGAUUGAAUGUUAGAAAAAAUAUGCUAACUGUAAGGACAGAUUAGUAGUGGAACCAAUAACCAGAGGAAGGUAGACUCCCUUUCAUUGAUUGUGCUCCAGCAAAGACAAUGACUUGUAUGAGAUGCUUUAACUUGGAUUCCUGCAUGGAGGAAACUCAAUGACUAAAUGUUCCCUUUCAGGCCUAUGAUAAAAAUAUAUUAAUCUAUUUUAUGAGUACUUUUGUAUUUGUAUUGGUAAUUUACUGGAUUACUGCAAUGCUCUCUACAUGGGGCUCCCCUUGAAGAGCACCCGGAGGCUCCAGUUGGUCCAGAAUGUGGCUGCGCGGGUGAUAGAGGGAGCCCCUCGUGGCUCCCAUGUGACACCUCUCCUGCGCAGACUGCACUGGCUACCUGUGGCCUUUCGGGUGCGCUUCAAGGUUUUGGUAACUAUCUUCAAAGCGCUCCAUGGCAUUGGGCCGGGAUACUUACGGGACCGUCUACUGCCACCGAUUGCCUCCCACCGACCCGUACGCUCUCACAGGGAGGGACUCCUCAGGGUGCCAUCAGCCAGGCAGUGCCAGCUGGCGACGCCCAGGGGAAGGGCCUUUUCUGUGGGGGCUCCCACCCUCUGGAACGAACUUCCCCCAGGACUUCGCCAACUUCCUGACCUUCGAACCUUUCGCCACGAGCUUAAGACACAUCUUUUUAUCUGCGCAGGACUGGACUAGAAUUUUAAAUUUUAAAUUUGGUUUUAAUGAGGUUUUACUAUUUUAUUGUGGUUUUAAUAUUCGGCCGUAUUUAAUAAGUUUUUUAAAUUGGGGUUUUAACUUGUAUUUAUGUUUGUUUUACUUGGCUGUAAACCGCCCUGAGUCCCUUGGGAGAUAGGGCGGUAUAAAAAUAUGAUUAAAUAAAUAAAUAAUAAAUAAAUAAAUAAAUAAAUAAAUUUUUAGUCUUCUGGAGAACCCUAGAAACUCUUGGAAACUUGCUAGAACUCCCACAAAUUUUUUUGUUGAACUAGUUUUCCUAUUGUGUCUUUGAAAAUGUACAGCCUAAGGGGAAUGUAGAAUGAGCUUUAAGAUGCACUCAGAACCCAGCAUGAUGUCCUAAAUAAGCGUGCACCAAAAUGUUUCACAAUUUCAGAAUGAUUUCAUAGCAGACAAAAAAAAGUCUAUAAAGAUAGGGAUUCCAGAGAAAUCCAAAUUAAAGCAUUCCCAAAAGAUGUGCAGUCCCUUCCUGAAUACAUUGAGCAAAGAAAAGUAACUGCAUUGUCAAACCGUUCUUCCUGCUACCAUUUUUAUAUCUAUCAGAAUCUCCCUCCUGUAAUUUAAAUUCAUUUUCAAUAACAAUAGAAAACGGGUCUUGAAUGUUUAUAUAUGUACCAUCUUUUAUUUGAUUACAAACUGAACAUGAAUUAGCAAUAUCAUACUUGAGGAGUCUGUCAUGUCCUCUCUCACCUUUUAUUCUGAAGGCCAAGCAUCCUUGUUCUUUCAAUUCCUAUUCUUCAGAUGUCAUUUCUAACCUUCUAGCCUCUGCUUGUUUUCUUUGAACAUGUUUCGGUUUAUCUGAAACUUUCAGGGGGAAUGCAGACAAAGGGAAUAAUUUCUUCCUAUUACCUAUAAUAACUUGGUUUUACAUUUGCCUUUUUAUAGCCAGAUGAACUGCUGGUUCAUGUUCAGCUUCAAAUCAACUACUGUUCCAAAAACUGCUGCAUAGGUAUUAUAAACAAGACAAUAAUUUUCUAUUCUAUAAUUGCUUAUUUUGUUUUUGAAGUGAAGAAUUUUGGCAUUUGUCUCUGUUAAAUUUCGUUCAUUCUCAGCCCAUUUCUCUAAUUUGACAAGUUAGUUCUGAAUUUUAUUUUCUUUGGAAUUAGCCUUCCCAGUCCUGUGUCAGCUGCUAAUUUAAUAAGCAUUUAUUCAGCCUACAUAUGCAAGUUACUAAUAAAACAUUACUUAUUUUACAAGUUUUAUUAAUGCAAGUUGUUAAUAAAAAUACUGAAAGGGCCACACCUUAUUCCUGCCCCCUCAAUACCUCACCUAGUUUGAUGAAGAACCUUCGAUAAACACUUUCUAAGUACAAUUUUCAGGUAGUUAUGAAUCUAUUUGUUAUGCUAUUACUCUACAUUUCUCUAGUUUGCUAAUUAGAAUGUUGUUCAGUGCUUUUAUUGAAUGCCUUGCUGAAAUAAUAUUAUGUCUACAGUAUUUCCAUGAUAAAUUAAAGAAGUUAAUUGAUCAGAGUUAGUUAGUCUGUAAGAUUUCUUUUGGUAAAUCCAAAAAGAAUAAUAUCUAUGUUUGCAGAUAAAGCUUUUUAUGAUCUGCUGUAGAAUCAAUAUAACUCUGACUGGUCUAUGAUUUGUAGGUUUUUCCUUUUUCUCUUUUUGGAAGGUAAUAGACUUCUCUAGUGAUCUGACAUUUGAUUCGCUCUCAAGACUAUAGGGAGUGUACUCAAAGUGAACUCAAAGAUAGUAAGGUAGUCCUCGAUCACCUCAUUUAGUGAUUGUUCAAAGUUACAACUGCACUGACAAAAGUGACAUAUGACCGUUUUUCCUACCGUCGCAGCAUCCUCAUGGUCAUGUGUUCAAAAUUUAGACCCUUGGCAACUAACUCAUAUUUAUGAUGGUUUCAGGGUCUUGGGAUCAUAUGAUUACAAGCAAAAUCAAUGGGAAAGCCAGAUUCACUUAACAACUGUGUUACUUAACAACUACAGUGACUCACUUAACAACUGUGGGAAGAAAGCUUGUAAAAUGGAACAAAAUCCACUUAACAACUAUCUCGCUUAGCAACAGAAAUGUUGGGCUCAAUUGUGGUUGUUAAGGAUUACCUGUAUAUAAAAGUUCAGCUAAGCCAUCAGGAAAUUCAUUCAGUAGCAUAUAAUACCAAUUUAUCUGCCUCUGGAAAUUUACAGUAAAAAUAAUAGAUAUUUCCUGAUUGUGUUUCUCUCAAUAUCAUUAGACAUACAAGUGAAUGGCUGAAGUCUUAAUGAAAGAGUAAUGAAUAGACUAGAGCUGGAAGGGACCUUGGAGGUCUUCUAGUCCAGCCCCCUGCUCAAUCAGGCGAACAUAUACUAUUUCAGAUAAGUGGCUGUCUAGUUUCUUCUUAAAAACCUCCAGUGAUGGAACACCCACAAUUUCUGAAGGCAAACUAUUCUUUUUCCUAAUCCAAUUGAUAUUGGUAGCUUUCUUAUAUUGCAUUUACAGAAGUGAUUUAUUAAAAUUCUGAAGAAUAUUAUUAUUAUGUUUAUGGGACACAUUUGAAGGGCUAAAGAUCAAGAUUAUUAAAAAUAAAGGGAUAGAAUAUAAAGUUGGUUUAUUUGAUCAAGGUUAAAAUAGAUAUAUUGUUAUCUCUGGUAAUCUUUAGUGGACUUAUACAGUUCAGGACUGAAUGACAAAGUUUUAAGGUUUUGUUUACAGAUGAAAUAUGGGAAGAAGAAAUCAUUUGUUGUAUUUUAAGAAAAGAUGGUAAGUUACAUUUCUUUUCUAUAAUCUUAUUUUUUUUCUUUUUCUUUCCUCAAACCAGAUCUGCAGAUGAGGAUGAAGAUGGCAAUAAUAAUUUAAAUUCAAAUAAACAUUAGCAUAACACCUACACAGAUUGACUAAAGCAACAAAAUAAUGAGAAUGCCUUGCUUAACAUAGCCAUUUUAAAAUUUCUCAUUAGGCAUGAUUCCCAUUGUUACACAAAUUAAAUUUUUGAACCAAA
Messenger RNA from Ahaetulla prasina, 5430 nucleotides. RefSeq names its product calcium-binding protein 2-like. The transcript has 7 exons. Lineage: Eukaryota; Metazoa; Chordata; Lepidosauria; Squamata; Colubridae. The record is from RefSeq and is a predicted model, not a curated record. Gene Ontology annotation, molecular function: calcium ion binding. Bases 209 to 766 code for a protein of 185 amino acids.